AUGUUACAUCUUCCAUCAAUGCUCACUUAUGGCUUUUUAUCUUUUUCUAUGGCAUUUCUUAAUAAAGCUCUUUUUGAAAUAAGCGAUUUUCAAAAUAGUCUAUUUGUUGUUUUUGUUCAACUUUUAUUUGUAAUUUUAUCAUUCCAAAUACUUGGCUAUAUUCAGUUCAUGCCAGUACCAGUGAUGACACAAAAUGAUUUUUAUACAUUCCUUGUUCCGUCCAUUUUCUAUAGUUUAAGUACCAUAUUAUCUUUACAAGCACUUAUGAAACUUAAUGUUGCUAUUUAUGUUGUGAUUAAGCGUUGUACACCAGCAUUUACGUUUCUCUUACAAUCUAUUAUAUUAAAAAAGAAAAAACUGGAUUUUAAAACUGGAUUAUGCGUAUUAGCCAUAACAUCUGGUGCUGUAAUAACAUCAAUUAGUGAUUUAACUUUUCAUAUGGAAUCAUAUAUAAUUGGAAGUCUUAGUGUUAUAUUUCAAUCACUCUAUCUUUUAACAGUACAACGAUGUAGUGAACAAAAAACAUCUUCUGAAGUUCUUUACAUUAAUAGUCUAAUAUCAUUGCCAAUAGUAUUUAUUGUAAUGAUUACAUUUUCCAAUGAAUUAUCUAGUGUACUAUCAUAUAAUGGUUAUAAAACAUUUUCUUUCUGGUUAUAUUUCCUAUCAUCAACAUUAGGUGGAGGUUUACUUAAUGGUACAACAUUUUGGUGUAUAAUGAGAAACUCCGCAUUAACUACCAGUGUGGUUGGUGUCCUUAAGAGUAUACUACAAGUAUUUUUUGGUUUGUUUGUAUUUGAUCGAUUUUCAAUAAAUAUCAAUACAAUUAUUGGUAUUGCAUUAUCAUUAUUAGCUGGCACAAUGUUUAGCUAUUUUGAAUAUACAGCUAAACACAAAAAAUCAGCAACAACUUAUUCGUCUUUGUCACAGAUGAAACCCGUCUAA
Rotaria sp. Silwood1 is the source of this 942-nucleotide messenger RNA. The record is from the annotation of a GenBank genome assembly. NCBI's taxonomy places the organism in Eukaryota, Metazoa, Rotifera, Eurotatoria, Philodinida, Philodinidae.